GUGAAGUUGCGGAUAAAUGCUCCUCCAGUUUCCGCCAGUUAUACACCGAAAUUAUGUGUUUUAGUUUAGGCUCAAUACUUGUGUCGGUCCAAUACCGCACUUCAAUUGACGAGCUAUGGUAAGUACACGUAUCUUCAAUGGCUGCAAGAAGAUAUCAGACGCUGGGAGAGUACGUACUUUGCAAGACGCGUUGCAGCCUCCGAAAUCAUUCAAUUUCUCUUGUUGCAAAGCUUCCUUCACCAUGAAGUCCCUCCUGUUCCUCUCAAUCAUCCAUCUAGCGCUCGGUAGCUCCGAUGUUCCCACCAUCCCCAACCUUGACCACAAGCAGCCAAUCUACCUCGGCGAAUCCUUUUACCCCCCAACAAUGACAUUCGUCGCCUGGCAGGGAACAGAAGAAAACACCCCUAAAGACUGGUGUAUCAAAUCGGCCGACUGCUCCGACCACCGCAUCUUCUCCCUCGGCGGGGUUGAAGGCCUACAAAUCCAUGACUAUUUCGACAAGGUGGCGUACUUGACACGGAUGGGUAAUCGGUUCGCGGACUGUGUGGUUACGCCUGAGAGUGUCAAGAUGGGAAUUUGUGAUGGAAGGGCAGUUUCGGAGACAGGGACUAGGUUUACGGGGCGCGGGACGAGGAAAUGGUCGUGUUGGGUUAGUGAACAGACUUGGUUAGAAGCGCGUGGAAUGGAAGGGGAGAGGAAGGAAGAACUGCCGAGUGUGUAGUGGGAGAUUUUACGGUAUAUGAGAUGGGGUAUAGUGGUUCGGGCAGCAUACCAACUGAGGCACAUACGGGAAAAUUCUCAGGAAAGCAUGGGUGUAUCUACGCUGUGGGGGCCAGGAGUGAACGGGAGUAGCUGUAUAUAUUGGUCUAUGGAUCGCUGUUGGCGAUCACCAAUCCAUAUAUCUAUUCUCACCGGAACCUCAAGAAUGGUGCAGGAUGAAGUUAAAGAUGACUAGUUAUAUGGAGAAGGUGGAUCCGGCGCAUCUUCAGGGAAUAUUUACAAGGAAAGUAGUUCUUUUGGUACAAGAUGCCAUAUUCUUAAACCGCUUUAGCAUUCAUAGCAGCGGCAUGCGCAGUCACCUAUCUUCAGUUAGUACCCAGCAUCACCAUUUCGAAACCGAACU
Messenger RNA from Cadophora gregata, 1123 nucleotides. RefSeq lists its product as uncharacterized. The transcript has a single exon. Lineage: Eukaryota; Fungi; Ascomycota; Leotiomycetes; Helotiales; Ploettnerulaceae. The record is from RefSeq and is a predicted model, not a curated record. The coding region runs from base 116 to 721 and encodes 201 amino acids.